AUGGCUAAAGUUGGUAAAGGAUUUCAAAUUGGUGUAAGUUGGGUACCUCUUAAAGGAAGAGGAGUUCCACCUGGAGCCAUUGAUAUUGGAGAUGGUGUCUACGUUGCUAGGGGUUGUAAGGACGGCGAGCAGAUACCUGGGAAAUACGUUGAAAAAUAUGGAACUUGUUAUGUUAGCUACGGUGGUGCUGAGCACGAACUUAAGGAAUGCGAAAUCCUCUGUGAUACAUGCAUCUCCUCAACUGGAUGCUGCUAUGAGUGGAGAGAAGAUAGUGGAGGAAAUGUUCCCAAAAACGCAAUUGUUGGAGGAAUAGCUGAGGAUGGAGAGCCCCUCUACAUUUGCAGGGCUAAAGUGGACGGGGAAAAAUGUGUCGGAAAGGUUCAUAAUGGUCACGAUUGCGCAUAUAUACCUCAUGGAGGAGAAGAACACAGUGUGGAAGAUUACAAGGUUCUCUGUCUGCGAAAGAAAUAG
Molecule: messenger RNA, 471 nt
Organism: Rodentolepis nana
Lineage: Eukaryota; Metazoa; Platyhelminthes; Cestoda; Cyclophyllidea; Hymenolepididae
Source: the annotation of a GenBank genome assembly